Molecule: messenger RNA, 885 nt
Organism: Arachis duranensis
Lineage: Eukaryota; Viridiplantae; Streptophyta; Magnoliopsida; Fabales; Fabaceae
Product: probable LRR receptor-like serine/threonine-protein kinase At1g51880
Exons: 5
Coding region: 1-885 (294 amino acids)
Biological process (GO): protein phosphorylation
Molecular function (GO): ATP binding; protein kinase activity
Source: RefSeq, a predicted model, not a curated record
AUGACCAAUAAUUUUCAUAGGAUUCUUGGCAGAGGUGGAUUUGGAACAGUUUACCAUGGCUUUAUUGAGGACAUUCAGGUGGCUGUUAAGCUUCUAAUGAGAAUGCAUCAUCGAAAUCUGACUUAUCUUAUUGGUUACUGCAAUGAAGAAACUAAUAUAGGACUCAUCUAUGAAUACAUGGCAAAUGGAAACUUAGACGAACAUCUUUCGAGAAAAAACAAUAGGGAAAAGUCCUUGAAUUGGGAAGAUAGACUUCGAAUAGCAUUGGAUGCAGCCCAAGGAUUGGAAUAUCUGCAUAAUGGUUGUAAGCCACCCAUAGUCCACAGAGAUGUAAAAUGCACAAAUAUUCUAUUAGACGAAAACUUGCAUGCCAAACUUGCUGAUUUUGGAUUAUCCAAAUGCUUUGCUGCUGACGGCGAUACACAUGUGUCAACAAUCGUGGCCGGAACUCCAGGCUACCUAGAUCCUGAAUAUUCUACAUCAAACAGGUUGACAGAAAAAAGUGAUGUAUAUAGUUUUGGAGUAGUUCUUUUAAGGAUAAUCACAGGUCAAUCGGUUAUAAUAGUAAGGGAAGACACAGCUUAUCAUAUAAGUCAGCGGGUUAACUCUAUGCUUGCUGAAGGGGAUAUAACAAAAGUUGUUGAUUCAAGGAUACAAGGAGAUUUUGACAGUAACUCUGCAUGGAGAGCGGUUGAAAUAGCAAUGGCCUCUGUGUCUGUCACUUCGGUGGAAAGACCAUACAUGAGAGAUAUAGUGACACAGUUGAAGGACUGUUUGGCUGCAGAGUUAGCCCGAAAACAUAUUUGUGACCUUCAAAAUGAAGAUUUAGUUCAACAGUUUAGUGUGAAUUUAAUUAGUACUGAUAUGACUCCACUAGCUAGAUAG